AAACCAAGGCGAAUUCAAUCCUCCAAGACUUUGCUGAUUUCUCUUGCAUUUUCUAAGCUACGAAGCCAUGAAGGCCCUAGUGGCUUUUCUCCUUGUGACCUCCAUUGUAGCAACAACCCAUGGCUCGGAAGAAAAACCCUACCAAAUCCACCCUCUCCGCCUGAAAACCGGCUCUGGCAAAGACGGCGCCACCGUGCAAGGCAUAACCUGUGCUAGCUGGCGGCUGGCCGUGGAAGCCCACAACAUCAUAGAGUGGUCCACCGUCCCGGCAGAGUGCGGAAACUACGUCGGCAACUACAUGGUAGGUCAACAUUACAGACAAGACUCCAAAGCAGUUAACAGAGAGGCAUACUUUUACGCUCGCGCUCUCAAUCUCACUCAAGACGGCAAAAACAUUUGGGUCUUUGACAUCGACGAGACUUCCCUCUCCAACCUUCCUUACUACGCGGAAAAUGGUUUUGGGGUGGAGCCAUAUAACUCGACCAAGUUCAACGCGUGGGUGGACAAAGGGAUAGCACCAGCACUACCAGAGACGAUCAAGCUGUACGACAAGUUGCUGAAUCUGGGCAUUAAGAUCGUGUUCAUCACUGGAAGACCACUCAGUCAAGAGAAAGUCACUGCUUCGAACCUCAAGAACGUUGGCUACCACACUUGGCUCAAGCUGAUCCUCAAGAAUACGACGGAGUACCCGGGAACGACGGCGGUGGUGUACAAAUCGGCGGAGAGGAAGAAGCUGGUGAAGAGUGGGUACAGAAUCAUCGGAAACACCGGAGACCAGUGGAGUGACAUUCUGGGUACUUAUACGGGCAAUCGGACCUUCAAGUUACCCGACCCGCUCUACUACAUUAGUUGAGAAUUGAGAUCCGUAUCACGUUACUCCAGCAGAUCAGUUUGGAGCAUUAUAAUUUGCAUGAGAGAGAAAGUAAUUAAUAAGGAUUAGUAAUGUCUCUUUCUAUAUCUGUAGAAUCAAUAAAGAAAUUCCAAGUUGAUAUGUGUUGCUGUGUAAUGUUUCCAUCCGCAAGAAAUAAUGAGGCUUACCAUUUUGCUCAA
Molecule: messenger RNA, 1050 nt
Organism: Prosopis cineraria
Lineage: Eukaryota; Viridiplantae; Streptophyta; Magnoliopsida; Fabales; Fabaceae
Product: stem 28 kDa glycoprotein-like
Exons: 3
Coding region: 68-853 (261 amino acids)
Molecular function (GO): acid phosphatase activity
Source: RefSeq, a predicted model, not a curated record